Messenger RNA from Prorocentrum cordatum, 1056 nucleotides. The record is from the annotation of a GenBank genome assembly. Lineage: Eukaryota; Dinophyceae; Prorocentrales; Prorocentraceae.
GCCGCGGGGAUGCUGCGCGCCGAUCUCGACGGCGCCGGCGCGGCCCGGGCGCGGCCCGGGUCAAGCGGCCCGUCGCCGAGGCGGCCGGCGCCGCCGCCGCGGCGUGGGCGCGCCGCGUGGGGGGCGGUGGCGGCGAGCCAGCGGCGCCGCGCGCGCAGUGGACGGCGCGCGCGGGGGGCGAGCGGGCGGCGCUGGCAGGCGGCGCACAGGGGCCGCUCGGGAGGGGAGACGUCGCUGCUGGCGACGGCGUCGAUGCCCUGUUCGAGCGCCCGGGCGAGGGUGGUUGCGCGCGACUGACCGUUGCCGGCGCGCAGCGCCAGCUCAGCGCCCUGGUGGGCAAUUCGCGCCUGCGCCGGUUGGUCGAGUGGUUCGAUGCUGCCUGGCGAAGCUCCGCGACCGGUCUGUUGAAUAUGGGUGGGUCUGGCGUCUCGACUUCUGCGCGGGGCCCGUGUUGUGUGGGGAUGAUCGUGCCCUUUGCCUGCAGCUGCGCCUCGGCGCGAGCGUGGUGCCGGACUCCGACGCGUGCCCUGAGCUUGGCGGCCUCGUCGAUUGUCGAGACCGAGCGCGCCAAGGGGCACAGCGCGGUGGUCCGCGCCGUGUUCGCGCGCGCACGAGGUCGGUGGCGGGGCCGCGCUCGCGUGCAACGGGGCUCGGUGGAAGCGAGGCCCGGCGCCCAGCCUGGCGACGUCUUCGCGACGGCGGCGGCGCCGAACCGCGAGGCCGCGGUGGACGUGGCGAUCGUCGGCCCAGAGGCCGCUGCCGCGGGGGCCGACUGCGCGGCGUCCGCCCGCCGGGCCAAGUUCGAGGGCCGCGCCAACCCCGACGCCGAGCGGGCCGCGGCCUUCUGCGCCAGGGCCCUCACGCGGAGGGCGAGGAUGAGCCCCCGGGCGUGCUCCGUCGGGGUGGCCUUCGCUGUGCGGCGCGCGAGGAUGGCGAGGCGCUGCGCGCCGGCGCGCGCCGCCCGCACCUCCCGGGUCGUCCACGGGCUGGUCGGCGACGAGGCGGGGGGCCAGCGCGCGGCCCGGAGCGCCCUGGGCGACAACCUCGCUGGCGCUG